AUGGAGUCAGCAAGAAUCGUGCUGAGAAAAGACUUGAUCGACCCAAAAACAGACUCCAGCUCCACAGUCGGAUCGGUCUUGAGACUGUCGAGAAGCUGCUCGACUUUUUUCCAGUUGGCAUCAAUGACGUCAAAGUUUAGACCUGGAUCUUCGAACGGCCAGCACCAGAACCGCUGGUGGGUGAUCUCUCUCCAAGACAAUUCCAAAGACUUUUCGACAAAUUUUAAAUACGUCAGGUUGCGGAACAUGAACUGGUACUCGAUCAUCUGGGACUUUGUGAUUAUCAAGUUCAACGGGAACGGCACCUCAACGUCCAAACUAAAGUUGAACACGGAAUACUGGUCAAUCUUCGUAUUGGUAAGAACGUUGGCCUUGACCUGGUUUUCGUUGGCUUCCAAAGUGGAGUUGAGUAAGUUUUUCAACGAACUCAAGUCAGAGGAUGCAAACACUUUAUCUGAGUUGGUGGUCUUUGCGCUCAAGAUCAUAACAAGCUCGUCUAGGAGGGUGUAUUUCGACAAAGAGUGA
Messenger RNA from Ogataea philodendri, 525 nucleotides. RefSeq lists its product as uncharacterized. NCBI's taxonomy places the organism in Eukaryota, Fungi, Ascomycota, Pichiomycetes, Pichiales, Pichiaceae. The transcript has 2 exons. The coding region runs from base 1 to 525 and encodes 174 amino acids. The record is from RefSeq and is a predicted model, not a curated record.